AUGAACCGCUUCGUCUUUCUGGGAGCUCCAGGUGUCGGGAAAGGAUCGUUUGCGUCCAUCCUAGGGCCCCAGUUGGGCCUAGCAACUAUUGGGGCAGGGGAUUUGGUGAGAGAGGAGGUGAAACGAGGCACCGCCGUGGGCAAGGAAAUCAAGGCGUUUUCUGACAAGGGCCAGCUCGCACCGGACGAGGUCGUCAACAACUUGGUAAGAAGACGCGUUGAACAAGCGGACGCGUCUCAGGGGUUCAUUCUGGACGGCUUCCCGAGGAACUUGGCGCAGGCGGCAUGGCUUGAAUCGGCAGGUAUCAAGAUAGACAGAGUGAUCAAUAUCACCCUUCCCGAGUGGAUAACGGUGAAGAAAAUCUCCGCGCGACGUAGCUGUCCAGAGUGCCGAAGGAGUUUCAACAUCGCUGACGUCAACAAAGACGGCUACGUGAUGCCCAUGAUCCUACCGGACUUCGAGGGCUGCGACAGGGGCUCGCGGUGUCCCGGGUCGCUCGAGAACCUGGAGAGACGGGAGGACGACACCGAAGACAUCAUCCGCGACAGGCUGUUGGUCUAUCGUUCCGCGACAGCACCCCUCAUCGACUUCUACAAGACCAAAGGUUUGCUUCGGGAGUUCGCUGUGAAGAGAGGAAUCAAGGACAAAGAUUCGUUGGUGGACGUUAUGCACGCGGCCUGA
Messenger RNA from Ectocarpus siliculosus, 681 nucleotides. NCBI's taxonomy places the organism in Eukaryota, Phaeophyceae, Ectocarpales, Ectocarpaceae. The record is from the annotation of a GenBank genome assembly.